Molecule: messenger RNA, 768 nt
Organism: Anisakis simplex (herring worm)
Lineage: Eukaryota; Metazoa; Nematoda; Chromadorea; Rhabditida; Anisakidae
Source: the annotation of a GenBank genome assembly
AUGAAUUGUAAUAUCGUCUAUUCAUUUGAAUAUUUGCUAAUUUUCAGUCAUCAUGUCGAGUCAACAUCGAAUCUAUCGCGAUUCGAACAAGAGAAUAAUGAAAAAACUGGUUCGAUUGACCAAUUGAAAUUACCUCAAGUCGCAGCAGAGACUAUACGAGAUGAACUGGUUCAUGUGACAGCAUUAGCGUAUGAUCCACGAAUCGAGCUGCAUCGUGAGGAGAUUGAUACUGGUCAUUUUGAGUGUCCCGAACGGACGUUUGCUAUAGCUAGUCAAUUGCGUGGCUCAGGCCUUUUGCGACGUUGUCAUGUGCUACCGGCACGUGAGGCCACAACAGAAGAAUUGGAGCUGAUCCACGAUAGACCGCAUGUGAAACGAAUGGAACGUACCGCUCAGAUUGACGAAGCAGAACGAAGACGAGAUGAGGCGUGUUUCGAUUCGAUGUACUUUUGUAAGGAUUCCUAUAGUGCAUCGUUGGCGGCUGUUGGCUCACUUCUUGAGUGUGUUGAUGCGUUGUUGGAUGAAUCACGAGAAGAGGGUCAUGCAAACAAUGCGUUCGCUCUUGUGCGACCACCAGGUCAUCAUGCCACCCCAUCGCAAGCGGCCGGUUUUUGUAUCUUCAACAAUGUGGCAAUAGCAGCGAAAUACGCCAUGGACAAAUAUGGUUUACAAAGAGUUUUAAUCGUAGACUGGGAUGUACAUCAUGGUAACGGAAUUCAGGACGCCUUCUAUUAUGUAAGUUUUGUGGAAAUGGUUUUACUUAACUAA